Messenger RNA from Stegostoma tigrinum, 1841 nucleotides. Its product is annotated as lysosomal membrane ascorbate-dependent ferrireductase CYB561A3-like. The record is from RefSeq and is a predicted model, not a curated record. Lineage: Eukaryota; Metazoa; Chordata; Chondrichthyes; Orectolobiformes; Stegostomatidae. The transcript has 6 exons. The coding region runs from base 117 to 860 and encodes 247 amino acids. Gene Ontology annotation, molecular function: oxidoreductase activity. Gene Ontology annotation, cellular component: lysosomal membrane.
CACGCGCGCCAAAUGCGGAACCUCAGGCCAUUGGAGAAUGUGCACGGAGGUUUCAGCUAAAACAGGCUGUUAAGGGUGAGCUGUAAUUGUAGACAGUGAAGGUGUAAAGGACAAAAAUGAAGAGCAGCCAUGAGUUUUAUCUUGUCUACACCUUGUCUCUCCUCUUUGGUCUAACUUGUAUAAUAAUUGUGACUACUUGGAGUAAGGGCUACAGGGGAGGCUUUGCCUGGGAUGGCUCGGCGAAGAUGUUUAAUUGGCAUCCUGUCUGCAUGGUGACUGGGCUUGUUGUCCUUUAUGGAAAUGCUACUCUGGUAUACAGAUUUCCUUUCACCUGGUCCAGCAGCAAGUUCAUCCUAAAAUUAGUUCAUGCUACGUUGAACCUUGGUGCAUUGUCUCUUGCCAUUAUUGGAUUAGUGGCGGCAUUUGGGUUUCACAAUAAGAUGCACAUUCCCAACUUGUAUUCCUUACAUAGCUGGGUAGGAUUUGCAGCUAUCAUUCUUUUUGGCUGUCAGUGGUUGCUGGGAUUCCUGGCCUUUUUACUGCCCUGCACACCCCUCUGGCUUCGAGCUGCUUACAAAGAUCUGCAUGCCUUCUUUGGACUUGGUAUCUUAGUAAUGGCCAUUGCUGCUUCUGUGUCAGGAAUUAAUGAAAAGUUAAUAUUUGUGCUCAAUGUUCCAAACUCAACUGGUCCCUACAAGAAUCUUCCACCUGAGGCAUGUCUGGCCAAUGUUUUGGGAUUGAUGCUGUUUUGUUUCUCGUUGACAAUAGCCCAGAUGCUCCUUAAGCACAAAUGGCAGCGUCCAAAUGCAUGUGGAACUGUAAUCAGUGAUGCAACAGAGCCACUUCUGACUGAAAACUAAAUGAAGAAUAGCUGAAGCUUUUUGGAUGCAGUUGAAGCCAGCUGAGAUCUGGAUAGUGUUACUGUUCUGUGUGGAAUUAGUGACUCAUCAAUAAUGGUCUUAUCCCUCCAUCAAUGAGUUCAAGUAACCUUAGCAUUAUUUUGUCAAGUCUGAAAGCAGAUAGGAUCUAAACUGAAUUAUGAUUUUUUUUUUGUAAAAGUUAGAAUGGACCUUCUUUUUGUAUCUGCUUUACGCUUUUGCGAUUUCAACCAGUCUGUUCACAGGAUGACAUGCAAAAGUAACCAACUUUAAUUAAACAUUAUGUCGCACUUUACAUUAGAAGCCAGCAACUCCACUAGCAUGAUUAGUACAAUUAGGAAACUUCAACCCAUUUUGAAUACUUUGCAAGAAGGGGGAGAAGGAGUUCUAACUUUAAAUUUGACUAGUCAUCAUUUGAAGCAGAUUUCUAUAUUGCUUUCCAAAUGGAGAAUGUGCUUCCAUUUUAUUUUGUGGAAUAUUGACAUGCACUUGCUUCAGAGUGAUGCCUCUUUCUUAAGGAACGAGAAACUGAUUCAUUGUGUAGGGUGUAACUGCAAAAAGAAAUGCACCUUGUCACAUGCUUGGACUUGGAUUGUAACCCUCCGCUUUUAAGUUCAGCUUGGAUAUGACUACAGUCCAAAAAUGUUUGCACAAGAUUGGCACUUGAGACAUAAUGAUACUGAUUUCUGCCAGCAGUUUAAUUGUUAUUUUUACUACAGCCGCAGAAGCUUUAUUAUAUAUGUGCACUUGACGACAAUUUUUUUUUCCCUGUCAACAACGUAUUAACUUUAAAACAUAGUGUACCUGGAAUGCAUGGCUUUUGAGAAGAGAGAAAAUGAACUAAAUUAACUUUUAUACUUUUAAAAUAAUCACUAAAGCUGGAAUUAAAUACAUUUAAGAAUUCUUAAUGUCUUUGUCAUUCAUAUAUACUGUUGACCUUCAAUAAAUGUAGAUUUGGUUGAA